AUGGAUGCAUCGGACGGCGCAAGCAAGGCGGCGGCGACGCUCGCAGAUCUCCCCCCCCUGAACGACGCCCCAGCUGCAGACCGCACAAAACUCUUUCGCCAAAAAUUGCGAUUGUGCUGCGUCGUGAUGGAUUUCAGCGAGCCACGCAAGCAAGUGCGUGAAAAAGAUGUGAAGAGGCAGGCGCUGCUGGAACUUGUCCAGUUCUUGUCGGACGGAAAGGUGACAUGGAGCUCCCAAGUCGUCGAAGAUCUCAUGGUGUGCGUGGAAGCGAACAUCAUCCGACCACUUGGUGGCAAGAGCCGCACUAGCGGUGCUAAGGAGGGAGGCAGAAUCGAAGGUGUGGAAGAAGACGAGCCGGUGCUGGAAGAAUCGUGGCCGCACCUGCAGCUCAUCUACGAGUUGUUGUACCGAUUCGUCCUUUCCAAGGAAGUUGACACAAAGUCCGCCAAGGAAUACUUCAGCAAACGCUUCAUGCUGCAACUGCUCAACUUGUUCGACUCGGAAGACCCUCGGGAACGCGACUACCUGAAGACUAUUUUGCAUCGACUGUAUGGCAAGUCAAUGGCGCUUCGCUCAUUCAUCCGCCGUUCCAUCAACAACAUGUUUUUUACGUUUGUCUACGAGACUGAACACUUCAAUGGCGUUGUGGAGCUCUUGGAAAUCCUUGGCAGCAUCAUCAAUGGAUUUGCGCUACCACUCAAGGCUGAGCACCAGAAGUUUUUGGAAAAGGCGCUGAUUCCCCUUCACAAAGCGGCAAAUGUAGCGCAGUACCAUCAGCAACUUGCGUACUGCACGACGCAAUUCGUCGAGAAGGACCCAUCGACAGCCAAGCCCAUCAUCCUUGGUCUCCUGCGCUUCUGGCCAGUGACGCAGAGCUCCAAAGAAAUUCUGUUCUUGAACGAGCUUGAAGAAAUUAUUGAGCUUAUUCAACCGGAGCAGUUCGCAGAGGUCAUGCGACCGCUAUUUCUUCAACUUGGCAGGUCCAUAACGAGCCUGCAUUUCCAGGUCUCCCAGCGGGCACUUUACUUGUGGAACAAUGAAUCGCUUGUCAACUUGGUGGCAGUUCAUCGAGUGGAAAUUUUGCCGUUGAUCUUUGGCUCGUUAUACCACAACUGCGACAAACACUGGAACACAACGGUCCAAAGCUUGACAUUCAACGUCCUCAAGCUCCUGAUGGAAAUGGAUUCGCAAUUGUUUGAUCAGUGCUCUGCGCAGCUCGACGAAAGGGAGGGUAAGCAGCAGCAUACGUUUGAGGAGCGCCGCCGAAAAUGGCGCCAACUCGAAGCUGCAGCGUCCGUGCAGUGA
Molecule: messenger RNA, 1305 nt
Organism: Aphanomyces invadans
Lineage: Eukaryota; Oomycota; Saprolegniomycetes; Saprolegniales; Verrucalvaceae
Exons: 9
Coding region: 1-1305 (434 amino acids)
Biological process (GO): signal transduction
Cellular component (GO): protein phosphatase type 2A complex
Molecular function (GO): protein phosphatase regulator activity
Source: RefSeq, a predicted model, not a curated record